AAAUAAAUCAAACACAAACGGGCGACCUCUACAGGCCUACAUCUGAGUACAAAUAUUCAGCUCAGAUCCGUUCAGACUUCGGAAGCGUUCUACAUCUACAAACAGAAUGGCCGAACCCGCUGGUAUGACCAAAAAUCCUGGCAUGCCAGGUCUGUUUGACUUCUUCGAGUAUGAAGGUAUUCCAAUGCCUGGAGUCGUCCUUAAAUCUAGUCUAGAUGAACUCAAGACAUUCGAAGUCAGAUCAGAUGACGUCUGGAUAUGCACAUAUCCCAAAUCAGGUACCCACUUCAUCAUGGAGAUGACAUCACUCAUAUUAGCAGAUGGUGAUCCAUCCAAGAUCGACCGAACAACCCACCUAGCAACCAUUUCCAUGUUAACCAUGGACCGCCCACUGACCGUGGACUCCCAGCAACAGAGAGAUGAAGCACCGCCCACAUUAUCACCCAAACCAUUCAUGGAUGUGAUCAAGAAGGCCCCCUCACCUAGAAUGAUAGCAUGUCAUCUGCCCUUUCAGCUUCUUCCACCGGAUAUUGAAAAGAAAGCUAAGGUUAUCUACGUGGCUCGUAACCCUAAAGACAUGGUUGCUUCAGCAAUGAGAUUCACAGAGAAAACUGUUGCUUAUCCAGGAGGCUUCAACCAAAUGAUUAUUGAUAUGAUGAAUGGUGCCUUCUCAUAUGGCUCCUGGUUUGAUCACGUAAUGGGAUAUUGGAACAAGCGAAAUGAAGAAAACGUUCUCUUUCUGAAAUUUGAAGAAAUGAAAAUGAAUUCUGCAGAUGUAGCUCAAAGAGUUGGACAACACCUAGGGCGCCCUCUCUCACCUGAGAUCCUUGAGAAGGUUGUGACAGGGAGUGGUUUUGAAGGGAUGAAGAAGACCUAUGACAAGAUAGAGAAAUCUUCAGACAAAGGCAAAUAUUUGACCAAAGCUGCAGGUCAAAUGUCAUUCAUGCAGAAAGGUGUGAUUGGAUCCUGGAAAGAAAGAUUUACAGUGGCCCAGAAUGAAGCCUUCAACAAAUGGUACCAAGACAAGUUUGCAGGCUCUGAUUUGCAAUUUAAAUUUGAAUAAUUUCAUUUAACAAACACAAACUGUCUUUCAUAAUCAUAUAACUGAUGCACUUUUUUCAGUAAGAAUUUCUAGUGUUAUAGUGGAAAGUGAUUUAAGGCACUGUUCAAAGACAGAAACAUUACUGUAAAUGUGACCUACCAUCCCAAAACCACUAAUAAGCUGCCAGGUAAAAUUCUCUGUAAAUAGCCAAAAUAGUAAUUUAGUCUAAAAAAAAUAAAAAAAUAGCUUAUCUGGAAGAGCAAUCCUUCGUUUUCAUACUGUGAAAAUUUGAAGUAGUGAAGUUGAAUAAAAGAAAAGAUACAAGAGUUCCUUGGACACUAUUUUUCAGACUGCUUGGAAGUUUCACUGAGAUUACACAGUAUGCACAUCUCAUGCUUGAGUGCAGGGGCGUCGAUCCAUUUUUG
Molecule: messenger RNA, 1467 nt
Organism: Lytechinus variegatus (green sea urchin)
Lineage: Eukaryota; Metazoa; Echinodermata; Echinoidea; Temnopleuroida; Toxopneustidae
Product: sulfotransferase 4A1-like
Exons: 7
Coding region: 107-1063 (318 amino acids)
Biological process (GO): sulfation
Cellular component (GO): cytoplasm
Molecular function (GO): sulfotransferase activity
Source: RefSeq, a predicted model, not a curated record